GCUAAAAUCUUGGAAUCAAGGUAAAAUAAUUGAUGUUUUCUGCCUAUCUUGCUCGCACAGUUAACCAACCUACACAUUCUUAUCGCUUUUUACCCUUUAUUCUAAGAUCAAUAGCUGCCCAACAUGGUUCUUCAUAUUCGCAUUCAACAUAUACUUUCAGUCAGGCAUUUCGUCAAACACUUGGCAUUCGAUCCCCAAGACUGGAUUACAGCUAUUUUUCUACCCUCCAGCCACCCCAUGUUCAUAACCACUACGAAACCAUAAACUUCACCCAGUUAACAGAGUGCAUCGAUGAAAGUAAAAAGUUGGGUGUGAUUGAAUUAGUCAAAUUAUUACGCAGUAAUUUCGAUUCUGAAGGGGUAGAGUCGAAGGAUUUUCUUGAUGGGUCUGGCAUCAAGCCAAGUGAAGAUUUGAUUGUUUCAGUGAUUUGGGCCUUACGAGAUGAAUGGAAGCUGGCAUUUUUCGUGUUUAAAUGGGGUCAGAAAUGGAGAUGCGAUGAUGAAAAAGCUUGGAGCUUGAUCAUAUGGGUAUUGGGGAACCAUAAAAAAUUCAACAAUGCUUGGUGUUUGAUUCGAGACUUAUAUCAAUCUUCUAUGGAUACUCAGCGCCCAAUGUUCAUUCUGAUUGACAGAUAUGCAGCUGCAAACGAACCAGCCGAAGCAAUUCGUACAUUUCAAAUAAUGGAAAAGUUCAAAUUGAGUCCGGAUCAGAAGGCAUUCUACACACUCUUGUAUACCCUCUGUAAGCAUGGAAAUGUUGAAGAGGCCGAAGAGUUCAUGUUUCUAAACACAAAGCUCUUUCCACUUGAAACCGAGGGCUUCAACAUCAUUCUUGGUGGUUGGUGUAAUAUAUUCGUCGACAUAUUUGAAGCCAAGAGAAUUUGGAAAGAAAUGGACAAAUGCCGAGUGAUCCCAGAUGAAACUUCGUAUACCCACUUGAUUUCUUGCUUCUCGAAAGUCAACAAUCUGUUUGACUCGCUCAGAUUGUACGAUGAAAUGAAGAAGAAGGGAUGGAAACCCAACAGAGAGGUCUAUAAUUCCUUGGUUUAUGUACUUGCACGUGAGAAUUGCUAUAACGAAGCUCUCAGAAUCUUGCACAAAAUGAAGGAGGCGAAUCUGAAGCCCGAUUCUAGCACUUACAAUCUUAUAUUACGUCCGCUAUGUGAAUCAGGAAAACUGGAGGAUGCAAGAAGUAUACUGUCGAGAAUGUUGGAAGAAAACGUAAGCCCUGCUAUCGACACAUAUCAUGCGUUUCUGGAAGGCACGGGAGUAAGUUUCGAAGAACGUUUGGAACUUCUCGACCGCAUGGCGAAAUCGGGGAACGGUCCAAAUAAGGAUACUUUUCUUAUACUUGUUGGUAAGUUUUUCCAAUUAGAUGAGGUUGAAAAUGCAUUGAAGAUUUGGGUGAAAAUGAAAGAGUUUGAAGUUUCACCUGAUUCUGCACAUUUUAUGAUAAUGGUAGAAGGGUUAGUGAGGCAUGGGUUAACAGGCAAGGCCAGGGAAUUAUAUGCUGACAUGAUAUCUAUCGGAAUUACCGACGAUCCGAAACUGAAGAAGCUAUUGAAGGAUUCGUCACAAGACGACGAACGGAGGAAAAUAAAGAAACCGGGAAUGAGAAAUGCAAAAUAUGGUGACCGAGGUGGGCGUGGGCGACGUAUGAAGAAAUGGGUUCGUGGUAAAUGAUUCAGAGAAUGGAUAGCAACCGGAAUGACUUCAAACUAGCACAUACGAUGCCCCUUGGGGUAGCUGAAUCAUACGGGGGCGAUUGGUUCGGCAAUAUUUCUGGAAUGUGUAAAGAAGUACGAAUUUGAAAGAACUGAAAUGGA
Molecule: messenger RNA, 1825 nt
Organism: Cynara cardunculus var. scolymus (artichoke)
Lineage: Eukaryota; Viridiplantae; Streptophyta; Magnoliopsida; Asterales; Asteraceae
Product: pentatricopeptide repeat-containing protein At1g80880, mitochondrial
Exons: 2
Coding region: 33-1682 (549 amino acids)
Molecular function (GO): protein binding
Source: RefSeq, a predicted model, not a curated record